This is a messenger RNA of Choloepus didactylus (southern two-toed sloth), 4970 nucleotides long. It is a transcript of the gene FTSJ3, whose product is annotated as FtsJ RNA 2'-O-methyltransferase 3. The record is from RefSeq and is a predicted model, not a curated record. Gene Ontology annotation, biological process: maturation of 5.8S rRNA from tricistronic rRNA transcript (SSU-rRNA, 5.8S rRNA, LSU-rRNA); rRNA methylation; maturation of LSU-rRNA from tricistronic rRNA transcript (SSU-rRNA, 5.8S rRNA, LSU-rRNA). The transcript has 20 exons. Gene Ontology annotation, cellular component: preribosome, large subunit precursor; nucleus; nucleolus. Gene Ontology annotation, molecular function: rRNA (uridine-2'-O-ribose)-methyltransferase activity; rRNA (guanine) methyltransferase activity. Bases 87 to 2666 code for a protein of 859 amino acids. NCBI's taxonomy places the organism in Eukaryota, Metazoa, Chordata, Mammalia, Pilosa, Megalonychidae.
AGUACGUUUGUGGCCCACAUGUGCUGCUCCUUGAUGUGUUGAAAACGGCGCAGGAUUCAGAUUGAGUGACACUCGUCUGUUCCACCAUGGGCAAGAAGGGCAAAGUUGGGAAGAGCCGGCGGGAUAAAUUCUACCACUUGGCGAAGGAGACCGGUUAUCGCUCCCGUUCUGCUUUCAAGCUAAUCCAACUCAAUCGCCGCUUCCAGUUCCUUCAGAAGGCUCGAGCCUUGCUGGACCUGUGUGCCGCGCCAGGGGGAUGGCUGCAGGUGGCUGCCAAGUUUAUGCCUGUGUCCAGCCUUAUUGUGGGUGUGGACCUGGUUCCAAUCAAGCCUCUCCCCAAUGUGGUGACACUCCAGGAGGACAUCACAACAGAACGCUGUCGACAGGCCCUUAGGAAGGAGCUGAAAACCUGGAAGGUUGAUGUUGUGCUCAAUGAUGGGGCCCCCAAUGUCGGGGCUAGCUGGGUCCAUGAUGCCUACUCACAAGCCCAUUUGACACUGAUGGCUCUACGUUUGGCUUGUGAUUUUCUGGCCCGUGGUGGCUGCUUCAUCACUAAGGUUUUCCGCUCCCGCGACUAUCAGCCCCUGCUGUGGAUCUUCCAGCAGCUGUUCCGCCGUGUCCAGGCCACCAAGCCCCAAGCCUCUCGGCAUGAAUCUGCUGAGAUCUUCGUCUUUUGCCAGGGAUUCCUGGCUCCUGACAAGGUUGACAGUAAAUUCUUUGACCCUAAAUUUGCCUUCAAGGAGGUUGAAGUUCAGGCCAAGACUGUUACUGAGUUGGUGACCAAGAAGAAGCCGAAGGCUGAAGGAUAUGCUGAGGGUGACCUCACUCUCUAUCACUGUUCCUCAGUCACGGACUUCCUCCGAGCUGUCAACCCUGUUGACUUCCUCUCCAAGGCCAGCGAAAUCUUGCUAGAUGAUGAAGAAUUAGCACAGCACCCAGCUACCACUGAGGAUAUACGGGCAUGCUGUCAGGACAUCAAAGUGCUGGGGCGCAAGGAGCUCAGGUCUCUGCUGAACUGGAGAACAAAGCUUCGUCGAUAUGUGGCCAAGAAGCUGAAAGUGCAAGCAAAGGCCCUGGACAUUAGCCUCAGCUCAGGAGAGGAAGAGGAAGAAGGUGAUGAGGAGUCAACAGCUGGGACCACGAGGCAGCCCUCUAAGGAGGACGAGGAGGAAGAACAGCUGAACCGGACCCUGGCAGAGAUGAAGGUGCAGGAGGUGGCGGACCUGAAGAGGAAGAAAAAGAAGCUGCUGCGGGAGCAGAGAAAACAGCGGGAGCGUGUGGAACUGAAGAUGGAUCUGCCUGGGGUUUCCAUCGCAGAUGAGGGAGAAACUGGCAUGUUCUCCCUGCGCACCAUCAGGGGUCACCAGUUGAUGGAGGAAGUAUCACAAGGGGACAUGAGUGCUGCAGACAAGUUUCUGUCUGAUCUGCCAAGGGAUGACAUAUAUGUAUCAGAUACUGAGGAUGACAACAAUGGAUCUUUGGACAGUGAUCUGGAUCCAGAGGAGCUGGCAGGAGUUAAGGGACAUCAGGGUCUAAAGGACCAAAUGCGUGUGCGAUUUGCUGAAGUGGAAGAUGAUAACAAGGAGGAGGAAGAAGAGAACCCACUGCUGGUGCCGUUGGAGGAAAAGGCAGUACUGCAGGAAGAACAAAUGAACCUGUGGUUCUCAAAGGAUGGCUUUGAUGGGAUUGAGGAUGAUGCUGAUGAGGCCCUGGAGAUCAGCCAGGCCCAGCUGUUGUUUGAGAGUCGUCGCAAGGGGCAACAGCUGUUGCCACCACAGUCUGCAACUUUGGAGACUAAGAGAAAAUCUCCCCAGUGCCAGGACAAAGCUGAGGAGACAGAGGCUGCCACUGCCCCUGUGGAGGGAGAAAAAGAUGGCAGCUCAGACAGUGACAGCAGCAGCAGUGAGGAUGAGGAGAGUAAGGAAUCACAGCCGAGUAAGAAACGAAGCCGCAGACCUACAUCAGAUGAUGAUGAUGGGUUUGAGAUAGUGCCUAUUGAGGAUCCAGGUAAGAGCUCUGCACAGAGUGCAAUGGGAAGAGACAAUGGAAGUUUCAAGUUUGGGAAUAGAGCUUUGACUCUUCUGCUCUCUCUAGUGAAACAUCGGAUACUGGACCCUGAAGGCCUUGCACUAGGUGCUGUUAUUGCCUCUUCCAAAAAAGCCAAGAGAGACCUUAUAGAUAACUCCUUCUGCCGGUAUACAUUUAAUGAGGAGGAGGGGGAACUUCCAGAGUGGUUUGUGCAGGAGGAAAAGCAGCACAGGAUACGACAAUUACCUGUUGACAAGAAGGAAGUGGAACAUUACCGAAAACGCUGGCGGGAAAUCAAUGCACGUCCCAUCAAGAAAGUGGCUGAAGCUAAGGCCAGAAAAAAACGAAGGAUGCUGAAGAAGCUGGAGCAGACCAAGAAGAAGGCAGAAGCUGUGGUGAACACAGUGGACAUUUCAGAACGAGAGAAGGUGGCACAGCUGCGAAGCCUCUACAAGAAGGCUGGGCUUGGCAAGGAGAAACGCCAAGUCACCUAUGUCGUAGCCAAAAAAGGUGUGGGCCGCAAAGUGCGCCGGCCAGCUGGAGUCAGAGGUCAUUUCAAGGUGGUGGACUCAAGGAUGAAGAAGGACCAAAGAGCACAGCAACGUAAAGAACAGAAGAAAAAACACAGGCGGAAGUGAGCAGAGCCACUCAAAGAUAGCAUAGAGGAAAGAUUCAGACCGCUUACUCCAGCCUCCAAGGGACGACCUAGUCCUACCCUUACCUACAUCACUUGUCCAGUGAGUGUGGGGUACUUGGAACUCCUGUGGUGGUCCUGAGCAGUGAGGUAGACAUCCUUCUACCUGAAGGAGGAGCUCCCAUUGGAGCACUGCUGAAAUGUCUGUGCUCUGAUGGACCCUACAACCUUCCAUGAAGAAUAUAGGGUAUUUGAAUGAAACUGAUUAAACCUUUUAAUUAACAAGGGAAAAUUCAGCAUUGGGGUGGGCAUUUGUUGUUGUCUAUACUGGGCCUUUCAAAUUUUUACCCAUCCUUUUCCAUUGAAACCAGGAUGAUGGAAGGGAUGUUGUUUCUGACCAUUUAGUUCCAAUAAGUUAAAAAGAUCUGAGCACUUCCCUACAUCUGAGUAUUCACAAUAUGUACUGCAGUAUUCUGUAUCAUGUUACUGACUCAGAAAUGACAAACAAUCCAUAGGUCCCAGUAGUAAAACGUUUACUAGAGCAAGCAGAAAGGAAUGCACAUCUUAAAGAAAUCUUCACACAGUCACAAAAUUUGAAUUUUGUGUAUUUCCUUUCCUUUUAUAAACAAGAUAGAACAAAAAUCAUCAAAAUCAUUUCAGCAAAAGAUUUUUCUACCAUUGUGGCAAGUUAAAAAAAAUACAGUGAGAUAGAAGACACUUUAAAAGCUAUUGGGUUUUUUGUUAAUUGUUUUGUUUUAAAUUUAGCAACAUCUCAGACUUGGAGCAAUUCUGGAAUUGUUUCCAGGAUCACCUUUCCCACUUUGAUCAUAGUGGAUCUGGGAAUCUUCACUUCUUCCUACAUGUCUCAGGGCUGGAUAUAAACCUGGCUAGGGAAUCUGAGCAUCAAACUUCCAUUUAGAAUCAUGGACAUCUCCCUUCCCUGCAAAUGUUUAGAACCCCCAACUGUUUCCCAAACUCAUCCCUAACACCUCAGUGGACUGGGUUUGCAGAAGCCAGCUCCUAAAGAAGACUGGCCACAGCUAAGAAAAAGAAUUAUAUUUGUAAAUGUUUAUAAGGUGACAUUUUAGUAAAAAAUAUAAGGUACAUAUAAUACAAAUGUAGAGUAAGUUUUGUGCCCUAAAGGAAGGUCCUUUCUUCCAAUGUAUCCUCGACUGAUCCUCAUGACAACUCACCAAAAGAAGCUUCUCAGCUCUCACAGUUCCUCAGAACCAAAGCAGCUUCCCAAGGAUACAUCAGAAAAAUGAUUCAGAUGAAGGGGUAAUGUCUCCAAGCCCCAGCUAUCCACUAAGGGCAGGGAGUCCUCGUACCUUGGGCCCCAACCCAGCCCUGAGACACCAAGUUACCAAAAUCUAAAAAUAAAAUUAAAGACAAUUGAUUUCAAGCUUCAGCACAUACCCUCUAACUGUCCCAUCGACUUUUCUUGCGUUUGGGUGGCUCAGGGACAGCAAAACCAUCAGCUGUCUUGCUGUCCAUCUUGUCCAUCUUGUUGCUGUCCACCUUGGGGUCCAUCUUGCUCUCACGAUUACAACCUUCUUUCCUGCUUUCACCAUUCCGACCAUCAUUUACACCCCGACUCUCCCCAUGUCGGCCUCCGCUUCCUCCAUGUCUGUUUUCCCCAUGCCGAUGGCCAUCAGCGUGACGGCUACUGCUUUCUGGGUAGCGGUAUCCAUCUCCAUGGCGACCACCAUCUCCAUGGCGUGGGCUUUCACCAUGUCGAAUGCCACUCUCUCCAUGACUGUGACGGCUGCUACCCCGGUUCUCAGUAUAUCUCUCUCUUUUCCCAUUGCCACCCCCAAUCACUUCUCGGCUGUUAUUCCCUGAAGCUGUGAUGUUGACUCCCUGGGCUCCAGGAGAAGGGUAGGUCACUGGGGCACCGCUGAGGUUUCCAGUGUUGCCAAAUCCUGGGAUGCCCUUGGCGGCACUGGCAAUGGGGCUGUCAGGACUGUUAUGGCCCUGCUGGGCUGAAUUAGUAGGGACAGAAUUCAGGCUCCCUGCACUAGUCCAUCCACUGGCCCCAGCAGCAGAGCUUCCAGCCUUCUGAUUGCUUAAGCUGGCAGCCACAAAGUGGCUUUUGUACUGUGACUAAAAGAGAAAGAGAAAACCAGUCAAAGUAUACAAAAACUGCUGUCUCAGCACUGACUUUAGUACCCUGAUGGCCCCACAGUCCCCUUUGUGUUUUCUGCUGUAAAGGCAAGAUCAUGAAUCUUUGUGGCAAUGUGGACCUGAAUAUUUUGAAAUUUACAGCUUGACUGGCUAGAAUAAACCAUUUAUGUAUGUAGUGAUUCAA